UAUAAUGGCUCAGGCAGCCUCUAAUAAAUGCGAGAUUUGUGUUAGUGCGUUAGGAUCACGAUACUGCUUAGACUGUGAACAAUACUUUUGUAAAAAUUGUGAAGCCUUUCAUAAAAGGCAGAAACUAUUGAAACAUCACGAGUUUCAAGCUGCUUCUGACGUUAUUCGGAAAGUAAAAUCAAAAUGUACCGAACACAAAGAAGACUUUAGCUUUCUGUGUAAGUCUUGUAAUGUACCAGUAUGUAGUACAUGCGUAACUGACAAACACGAUGGUCAUAGAUUUAUCAAGCUAUUGGACAGCAUUUUACAGCUAAAAGAAGGGAACGAACAACAGCUACGUAAAAGGGUGAAUGAGGCAACAAAAAGAAUGAAGAAGUUUGAACAGGGACUAGCAUCAUUCGAUGAAAAGAUAGAAUUUGUAGUCAAAGCUAUAACAGAUGAAGGCAGGAAAGUAAAGGAUAUGGUUGACAAACAUAUUGACCAGAUGAUUGCAUAUGUGAAGGAUCAGUCACAAAAAGAAAGGGACAAGUUGACAAAGACAAUAGCGAAAAACAAAGAUGUUUUGAAGACUGGAGACAUCUUAGAUAAUAGAAGUAAGGAUCUUUACAAAACCAGAAACGAUGACAAAUUGAUACAUGCUUUGCAGAACGUAUCUGAUGAAAUCGCCAAACUUCAAAUAGCGGAUAUUCCCGAGUUUCCGAUUGUUCAGUAUACGACUAAAUCCACAAAAGACAACGAUAUCAAACAAUUAUUUGGUUCAUUUACGAUAAGAGAGGUAGACAACAGAAGCAACGAGUUGGAACCAGUAAAGAAGAGUGAAAUAGAUACCAGCGUCAAGGUGUCUGAACCAGCAAAGAAGAGUAACGCCGGACUUGAUGAACAACCCGUAGCGGAAGGAAGAUACCUUUUCAGAUGUGCCAAAUGUGGAACGGAGAAAGGAUAUCAUAAAUAUGACUUUGUUUAA
Mytilus californianus (California mussel) is the source of this 964-nucleotide messenger RNA. RefSeq names its product E3 ubiquitin-protein ligase TRIM71-like. The transcript is spliced from 6 exons. NCBI's taxonomy places the organism in Eukaryota, Metazoa, Mollusca, Bivalvia, Mytilida, Mytilidae. The record is from RefSeq and is a predicted model, not a curated record. Gene Ontology annotation, molecular function: zinc ion binding. The coding region runs from base 5 to 964 and encodes 319 amino acids.